AUGAAUGUUUUAUUUGCCCUGUUGGAUGCUGCACCAAUGAAUGGUGUUUUCAAAUUUCAUCCUAAGUGCAAAAGAAUUCCCCUCACUCAUCUUUGUUUUGCUGAUGACUUGCUUUUGUUCUGUCAUGGGUCUUUGGAUGCUAUGUUGGGAUUAGUUAGAACCCUUGAAAAGUUUUAUGAACUCUCAUGUCUUAAGUUGAAUGCUUUAAAGUCUGAGUUGUUUGCUUAUGGAGUGGCUAGGGAUGAGCUUGAAGUGAUCGAAAGUGCUAAUGGUUUUAAGUUAGGCCAGCUUUCUCUUAGGUACCUUGGGGUACCCUUGGUCACUCGUAAGCUCACAAGUAAGGACUGCUCUGCUUUACUUGUGAAAAUCAAAGGUCAUUCUGCCUAA
Messenger RNA from Hibiscus syriacus, 387 nucleotides. RefSeq lists its product as uncharacterized. The transcript is spliced from 2 exons. NCBI's taxonomy places the organism in Eukaryota, Viridiplantae, Streptophyta, Magnoliopsida, Malvales, Malvaceae. The coding region runs from base 1 to 387 and encodes 128 amino acids. The record is from RefSeq and is a predicted model, not a curated record.